UGUCAGGGCGGGCGGGACGGCGUCACCUCGCGGAGAGAUCCCGGAGAGUCCUCGGGAGCGUCAGCGGGCGUCGGUGACGCGGCCGCCCCGCGAGUGGGGCGGGAGAAGCACGGCCGUGUGGUGGUCCCCGCUGCAGGAGCUCGGGGAGCCCGGGUGACCGCGGAGACAUGAACACACAAGCAGAACAACAGCUGCUCCAUCAUGCCAGAAACGGCAAUGCUGAAGAAGUGAGGCAGCUGAUAGAAAGCAUGGAGAGGAAGGAAGUAAUGGCUGACAUUAAUUGCAAAGGAAGAAGUAAGUCUAAUUUGGGCUGGACACCUCUUCAUCUGGCAUGCUAUUUUGGACAUAGACAAGUGGUCCAGGAUCUGUUGAAGGCUGGAGCAGAAGUGAAUGUGUUAAAUGACAUGGGAGACACACCACUCCAUCGAGCUGCCUUUACGGGACGAAAGGAGUUGGUAAUGCUUCUUUUAGAAUAUAAUGCUGAUACAGCGGUGGUAAAUGGGAAUGGACAGACAGCAAAAGAAGCUACUCAUGAUAAAGAAAUCAGGAACAUGCUCGAAGCUGUAGAAAGGACUCAACAGAGAAAGCUUGAAGAAUUACUCUUAGCAGCAGCAAGAGAAGGCAAAAUAGCAGAUCUUACAGCUCUGCUCAACAGGCCCAAUCCUCCUGAUGUUAACUGUGUGGAUCAGUUAGGAAAUACACCCUUGCACUGUGCAGCUUACCGGGCCCAUAAGCAAUGUGCCUUAAAGCUUCUAAAAAGUGGAGCAGACCCUAAUCUGAAGAACAAAAAUGAUCAGAAACCUCUUGACCUUGCCCAGGGUGCCGAAAUGAAGCAUGCUCUCGUUGGUAAUAAGGUCACCUACAAAGCAUUGAAGCGAUAUGAAGGCCCACUCUGGAAGAGUUCAAGAUUUUUUGGCUGGAGAUUAUUCUGGGUAGUGUUAGAACAUGGAGUCCUUUCAUGGUAUAGGAAACAGCCUGAUGCAGUCCACAAUGUUUAUCGCCAGGGAUGCAAACACCUGACUCAAGCAGUGUGCACGGUGAAAUCCAGUGAUAGCUGCCUCUUCUUUAUUAAAUGCUUCGAUGAUACCAUUCAUGGCUUCAGGGUUCCUAAGAAUAGUCUUCAGCAGUCACGGGAGAACUGGCUGGAAGCAAUCGAAGAGCAUUCUGCUUACAGCACCCACUACUGUUCCCAGGACCAGGUGACUGAUGACGAAGAGGAAGAUGGACUUUCUGCUACAGAGUUGAAGGAAUCCUUACAGAAAGCACAAGCAUGUCAACAGAGACUUGAUACAGAAAUUUCCAACUUUCUCAGAAUGAUAAAGGAGUAUGACACGGCUAAAGAAAUGCUUCCAUCGUUUUUUCAGAAAGUUGAAGUUGUCUCGGAAGCUUCUCGAGAAACUUGUGUAGCUUUGAACGAUUGCCUUAAUCUGUUCACUAAACAAGAAGAGGUGAGGAAUUUAAAAUUGGAACAGGAGCAAGAGAAAAACAAAAUCUUGUCAGAAGCACUGGAGGCUCUUGCCACGGAGCAUCAUGAAUUAGAGCAGUCUCUGGUCGAAGGGUCCCCGCCUCCCGACAUCCUCAGUGAGGACGAGUUCUAUGAUGCGCUGUCAGAUUCCGAGUCGGAGAAGUCCCUGAGUCAACUGGAAGCAGUGACAGCACAGUCCCUUGAAGAGGAAGAAGAGCACGGGAGCAGUAGGAAACACAGAAUGUCCGAAGGGAAGGAUUGUGGUGGGGGAGACGCUCUCUCCAAUGGCAUCAAAAAGCACCGAACAAGCUUGCCUUCUCCUAUGUUUUCCAGAAACGACUUCAGUAUCUGGAGCAUCCUCAGAAAAUGUAUUGGAAUGGAACUCUCCAAGAUCACAAUGCCAGUUAUAUUUAAUGAGCCUCUGAGCUUCCUGCAACGACUCACUGAAUAUAUGGAGCACACUUACCUCAUCCACAAGGCCAGUUCGUUUUCUGACCCCGUGGAAAGGAUGCAGUGCGUGGCCGCCUUCGCUGUGUCCGCCGUGGCCUCGCAGUGGGAGCGGACCGGGAAGCCCUUCAACCCGCUGCUGGGGGAGACCUACGAGCUAGUGCGAGAUGACCUUGGAUUCAGGCUCAUCUCUGAGCAGGUCAGCCACCACCCCCCCAUCAGUGCAUUCCACGCUGAAGGAUUGAACAACGAUUUCAUCUUUCAUGGCUCAAUCUACCCCAAACUGAAGUUCUGGGGGAAGAGUGUAGAAGCAGAACCAAAAGGAACCAUCACGUUGGAGCUCCUUGAACACAAUGAAGCAUAUACGUGGACAAAUCCUACCUGCUGUGUGCACAAUAUCAUCGUGGGUAAACUCUGGAUUGAGCAAUAUGGCAAUGUGGAAAUCACAAACCACAAGACUGGGGACAAAUGCGUGUUGAAUUUUAAGCCAUGUGGCCUUUUUGGUAAGGAAUUACACAAAGUCGAAGGCUACAUUCAAGACAAAAGCAAAAAGAAGCUCUGCGCACUGUACGGGAAGUGGACCGAGUGUCUGUACAGUGUUGACCCUGCCACUUUUGAGGCUUACAAAAAGAACGACAAGAAAAACACUGAAGAGAAGAAGAACAGCAAACAGGUGAGCACGUCGGAGGAGUCUGAUGAAAUGCCCAUGCCGGACUCGGAGAGCGUGUUCGUCAUCCCAGGCAGCGUCCUCCUGUGGCGAAUAGCCCCACGGCCGCCCAACUCUGCCCAGAUGUAUAAUUUCACCAGCUUUGCCAUGGUCCUGAAUGAAGUGGACAAGGAAAUGGAGAGUGUGAUCCCCAAGACUGACUGCAGGUUGCGGCCCGAUAUCCGGGCCAUGGAGAAUGGAGAAAUCGAUCAAGCUAGUGAAGAAAAAAAGCGGCUUGAAGAAAAACAGAGAGCAGCCCGCAAAAAUAGGUCCAAGUCAGAAGAGGACUGGAAGACAAGGUGGUUCCAUCAAGGUCCCAAUCCCUACAAUGGAGCACAGGACUGGAUUUACUCUGGCAGCUACUGGGACAGAAACUACUUUAAUUUGCCUGACAUUUAUUAAAAUGCAGACGAGUCAGGAUGUUUGGCUAAUGUAUAAAUAAGUCUUAAACGUAUGUUUUUAAAUUUGUUCCUUGGUUUCUACUCAUCUUUCAAAAGGAAAAAAAUCUGCUCAAGAUAACCUGCAUUUCACCCAACAAGGUGGGGCACACAGUGAUACUGGAUAAUGAAAGUCUUAAAUAUUAUUUUAUAGAGAGGAAAGAAAAACUGCUGAAGAUGCUUUUCCAGGUUGUUAAAUGUAACUUUAGCUUUAUGGAAAUAUAUAGUAAUCUCAAAUCAAGUUAUUUUGACUAUUUUUAUGCUGUCAUGCUUUCAACAUUUUAGAAGUAAUUUUGACAUUUAGAAUUCUCUUAUAUAAUGUUUAUGUGCUCAACCGUAGGGGCUGCAAUUUAGUAAAUAACUAAAUUGGUAAGAUGGCUUUUAAUCAUAUUAAUCAUCUCAAUUUUAUCCCUCCCCCACUCCUAAAAGGAAAAAGAUGCCUAUUCUGAAUAGGGUUUCCCAAUUUAAAAAUUCUAAUUAAACUGGAAAAGGUAUUUACUUAUGUUAGUGCUCUUUACUUUUACAGUUUUCUGUAAGCGUCAUUAACUGUACAUGUUUGAACUGCAAAUAUGUAUAAAAUCUAGCAAUUCACAAAUGCCCUAGAAAUAGGUGUUUAUUACCUAACGAUGAACCUUUUUAAAUGCUUCAACUUCCAGUGGCAUUGCCACCUGAGUGUGUAAGCUGCACUCGUGUAUGUAUUGUAAGUAUCAAACUAUGUAAAGGGAGGUCUUGUGCAUUUCAAGUUUGUAAGGUACCUGUGUACUUAAAAUAUGUAUGGAGACCUACUGUACAGUAGCUUUGCCCCUUUAAUUGGGGUACAUUAAUCUUAUAUUUAUCCCCCCAAACCCCAUACUGAGAGAUUGCUAUAAGGGGCUUUAGGUAGCUGCCAGUAAAUUAUUUUAAUUGCUGUCUUGAAGUUAACAAGUGUUACAAUGAAAUAAUCUACCUGACACUAAUAAAGGCUUUAGAAUGUUUCAAA
This is a messenger RNA of Cavia porcellus (domestic guinea pig), 4034 nucleotides long. It is a transcript of the gene Osbpl1a, whose product is annotated as oxysterol binding protein like 1A. Lineage: Eukaryota; Metazoa; Chordata; Mammalia; Rodentia; Caviidae. Gene Ontology annotation, cellular component: cytosol; plasma membrane; intracellular membrane-bounded organelle. The transcript has 28 exons. The coding region runs from base 168 to 3020 and encodes 950 amino acids. Gene Ontology annotation, molecular function: protein binding; cholesterol binding. The record is from RefSeq and is a predicted model, not a curated record.